GCUGUGAUACGUGGCGUUGUUAGGUAACUACACGUGUUUGCGAUUUACGAAGUGCAAACAAAAUUUAAACUUGUAGUAACACUGAGUGACUGUCAAAUGUCCUUAUAAAGUAUAACUUAUAAGUAAUAAAGAAAACUGAAAAGUAACUCAACUUGAUAAUUGUUUUAGCCAGCUACGGCGUUAUUAGCGUUUCAUAAAUGCAAUAGACUUCAGUUCAGACGGCAAGUAUUGAAAAGAAUCGAUAUAAUCAUAAUGUUAACAUUAUUAUAAAUGAGAAAAACAUAUAAGCAACACAAGAAAACAUAAUUUGUUGACCUACAUAAAAAGAAAAGAAAUGAAAUGUGAAAGAGAUGUGAAGUUUUUCCAUUUAUGGAUGGUCUUAGGGAUUAUAAUAACAUUUAAUGUAAAAAACAUUCUUGGAAUUGAUGACACAUCAAAAUCCAAUAAAGCAGUAGUUCUUAUAGACACCAAGCAAGAAAGUUAUGAUACUGAUAACGAGGUGAAAAUUGAGGAAGAGAGCAGUGCUGAGCCAUUUAUUCCUACUAAAGACUGGCAGAAAAUUAAACCAGGACAGGCUAUUCCCCCAGGACUUCAUGUAAGAAUGAAUUUACAAACAGGAUUAAAAGAAGCAAAACUGUUAGAUAAGGAAAUGGACAAAGAUUCAAUUGAAUCAAAUCCUCUGAUUAUUGCUGAUGAAGAGACUAAAAGCUGGGAUGUUGGUAGUGACCAGAAAAGAGGAUUUUCUCAUAAAGAACUUAAAGAAGCUUUAAAGUCAUUCAAAGCCGAAGAAUAUCAUCAAGAUUCUGGUCAGAAUGCUGAAACCAUAAGGGCCAAAUUUCGAAGUAUUGAGGACUUAAAGGAGGAGUUUGCUGCUUUAAAUAUAAACAUUAAAUCUGAUACAGAAAUAUUAAUUGAGCUCCUGGGUCGAUACAAGAAGGCAGACAAUACAGAGAAACUAGACAUUCUUCAAGACCUGGAAUACCUCGUGCAUCAGUAUGAUGUUGCUCAGGAUUUCAUUAAGCUUGGUGGCCUGCAGUUGGUGUCACCUGACUUGAACAUAACCGACGAAAAAGUGCGAGAAUUAGUAGCCUUUACUAUUGGCUCAGCCAUGCAAGGGAAUCCAAAAGUUCAGAUAUCAGUCCUCCAGAGCAACAUAAUGCAGAAUUUACUACGAUUGAUCGUAUUAGACCCAUCACCCAAUGUGAAAGCACGUUCAUUCUAUGCAAUUUCAUGUUUGGUGCGUCAUUUUCCUCUUGCUCAACAGUGGUUGGUUGAAAAUGGUGGACUUUCGGCCUUCUCUGAUGUUUUUAACCAUGGUGACCCUCAACACCAGAAGCUUCAGUUAAAAGUGGUCACCUUGCUGUACGAUUUAGUUACUGAACAGAAAUUGACUGAAAAGCAUGCAAAGAAAGAUGCAGUGAAGGAGAAACUUCGUCAGUAUAAAAAGUUUCACCUCCAGGAAGCAUUAGUUGAACAAGGAUUCUGUCUGCACAUUCCUAAACUUUUGCUAUCACCAGAUUAUGACACUCAAGAAAAGGUUAUCCGAGCCAUGCUAGUAAUGGUUGAUCUGUGUAAAGAGUCUUUUCAAAGCAGUCUUGGAAAGUUGAAAGAUUUAGAACUAUGGUAUAAAUCUGUAGCACAGAAUGAAGGAGAAACGGAUACUAGAACGAGACCCGAGUCUCUGGAAGAGAGUGAACAGUAUUUUACAUUACUCUAUGAAUUUGUGCACGAUCUUAUAAAUCUAGUAGAGCAAAAAUCCAAAGAUGAAUUGUAAAAGAAUAAUAUGAAAAUUAUUAACUUAAUUAAUAUCUGUAUCAGCAUUGUUUGGCACCAGCUGUUGAUUCUAAUUAGUCAAGUACUGUGGCAUGGUGGUAAUAGAAUGUUGGUUUGUUGUAAGUAAGCGUUACAUUUCCAUCUAAUCUAAGAUAUUCUCUGAAAAUAAAUAUCUGCGACAAGAUGACGAUUA
Molecule: messenger RNA, 1966 nt
Organism: Limulus polyphemus (Atlantic horseshoe crab)
Lineage: Eukaryota; Metazoa; Arthropoda; Merostomata; Xiphosura; Limulidae
Gene: Sil1
Product: nucleotide exchange factor SIL1-like
Exons: 8
Coding region: 335-1774 (479 amino acids)
Source: RefSeq, a predicted model, not a curated record